CCAUGACCAUGACCCUACACACCAAAGCGUCCGGCAUGGCCCUGCUGCACCAGAUCCAAGCCAACGAGCUGGAGCCCCUGAACCGCCCGCAGCUCAAGAUCCCCCUGGAGCGGCCCCUGGGCGAGGUGUACGUGGACAGCAGCAAGCCCGCCGUGUAUAACUACCCCGAGGGCGCCGCGUACGACUUCAACGCCGCGGCCGCCGCCUCCGCGCCCGUCUACGGCCAGUCGGGCCUCGCCUACGGCCCGGGGUCGGAGGCGGCGGCGUUCGGCGCCAACGGCUUGGGGGGCUUCCAGCCGCUCAACAGCGUGUCUCCGAGCCCGCUGGUGCUGCUGCACCCGCCGCCGCAGCUCUCGCCCUUCCUGCACCCCCACGGCCAACAGGUGCCCUAUUACCUGGAGAAUGAGCCGAGCGGCUAUGCGGUGCGCGAGGCCGGCCCUCCCGCCUUCUACAGGCCAAAUUCAGAUAAUCGGCGCCAGGGUGGCAGAGAGAGAUUGGCCAGCACCAGUGACAAGGGAAGCAUGGCCAUGGAAUCUGCCAAGGAGACUCGCUACUGUGCAGUGUGCAAUGACUAUGCCUCAGGCUACCAUUAUGGAGUUUGGUCUUGCGAGGGCUGUAAGGCCUUCUUCAAGAGAAGUAUUCAAGGACAUAAUGACUACAUGUGUCCAGCUACCAACCAGUGCACAAUUGAUAAGAACAGGAGGAAGAGCUGUCAGGCCUGCCGGCUACGCAAGUGCUACGAAGUGGGCAUGAUGAAAGGGGGGAUACGGAAAGACCGGAGAGGAGGGAGAAUGUUGAAGCACAAGCGCCAGAGAGAUGAUGGAGAGGGCAGAAAUGAAGCGGUGCCCCCUGGAGACAUGAGAUCUGCCAACCUUUGGCCAAGCCCUCUCUUGAUUAAACACACUAAGAAGAACAGCCCGGUCUUGUCGCUGACAGCCGACCAGAUGAUCAGUGCCUUGUUGGAGGCUGAGCCCCCCAUAAUCUAUUCCGAGUAUGAUCCUACCAGACCCCUCAGUGAGGCUUCAAUGAUGGGCUUGCUGACCAACCUCGCAGACAGGGAGCUGGUACACAUGAUCAACUGGGCAAAGAGGGUGCCAGGAUUUUUGGAUUUAAGCCUCCAUGAUCAAGUGCAUCUUCUGGAAUGUGCCUGGCUAGAGAUCCUCAUGAUUGGUCUUGUCUGGCGCUCCAUGGAGCACCCAGGGAAGCUCCUGUUUGCUCCUAACUUGCUCCUGGACAGGAACCAGGGCAAGUGUGUUGAGGGAAUGGUGGAGAUCUUUGACAUGUUGCUGGCUACAUCGUCUCGGUUCCGUAUGAUGAAUCUCCAGGGAGAGGAGUUUGUGUGCCUCAAAUCCAUCAUUUUGCUUAAUUCUGGAGUGUACACGUUUCUGUCCAGCACCCUGAAGUCUCUGGAAGAGAAGGACCAUAUCCACCGUGUCCUGGACAAGAUCACAGACACCUUGAUCCACCUGAUGGCCAAAGCGGGCCUGACUCUGCAGCAGCAGCACCGGCGUCUCGCGCAGCUCCUGCUCAUCCUGUCUCACUUCAGGCACAUGAGUAACAAAGGCAUGGAGCAUCUGUACAACAUGAAGUGCAAGAACGUGGUGCCCCUCUACGACCUGCUGCUGGAGAUGCUGGACGCCCACCGCCUGCACGCCCCAACCAACCUCGGGGGCCCACCCCCGGAGGACAUGAGCCAGGGCCAGCUGGCCACCUCGGGCUCAACUCCAUCGCAUUCCUUGCAAAUGUAUUACAUCACGGGGGAGGCGGAGAACUUCCCCACCACAAUCUGAGAGCUCCCCCCGGCGGCUCCCCCAAGGUUCCGAGAAUCCCUGUCGCACUUCACCCCCACCACGCAUCACUCUAGCUGACUUCUGCCCCUGCACACACUCUGGCAUGUAUCCAGCGCUGGCUUUCUAAUAUGGGUGGCCAUUCGUUCGCUUGCUCAAUUCUAAGUGGCACACCUUCUUUGGGGAACAGCCAAAGGGAUUCCAGGGCUCAUUUCUUUGGAACAGCUCCCUUUCUCCCUUAGCGGCGUUACUCAGCGUAAAGAUUCCCUUAGCGUUUCAUGACUGGGCUUGGUCUACGAGCUGGGCUCAGGGGACUGUGCACUUUAGCUACUUGUGACCCAGGUCUGGAGAGUGGACUUUUCACCUCCAUGAAUGUGAAGCACUUUUUAAUGGAUCUAAGCGUACGCCACAGGAAAGAAUUGGAAGUGGCUCCUUUAAUUGCUGACGCGGAGAAAGCUAGGUCCAGGGUUCAUUAUAACAUCCUCUUGUAUUCCUAUAGCAAACAUAUCAUUUUAUGAAAGUCAUGCCUUCAAGCUUUUGCUCUGUUGCUUGGCCGUAGCAGAAUAUCUGGUGAUUGUCCACCCACUUCCCCUAUAGGAAUACAAGACGCACACAGGGAAGGAAGAUCCCCUAAUUGUCAAGAAUUUAUCAGCUUAAUACACUGUACCUUCCGAUUUGCUGAAUGCUUUACCAUUGGCCUUUGAGAGCACUAUGUACAGGUCACGGGUUCCAGUUAAUUCUUGCUUCCCAUGGAGCUGUGGAAAACAGCAAGUUGAUCCCAGUUAAUUCGCUUUCACAUGUACCAGUUUCCUUGUGAGGGAUAAAUUCUUGGUUUUUUGUUUUUGUUUUCAUCUUAUGAAAAAGAAAGCCCUCUCCCCGCCCCCAGAACUUGGAGUAAAUGGGCUUCAGGACCUGUUCUGGUGUGAUCUCACACCUAUCAGCAGAGGGCGCUCUGCUCAGAUCUUCCUGGUGUGUAACUUAAUGCAGAACGUGUAUUAGGUGUAGUGCCCAGCCGAUGACCAAGGGCAGUUUCCACGAGUGGGCACCCUGGUGACACUUCUGGCCCUGCGGCACUGGGCUGAAUAGUAAAUGUGCAUGAUUCUUGUAGGUACUAGAGACCAAAGAGGAAAAAAGGGCAGAAACUGGAGAAAACUGUGAGGCUCAGGGUGGCCCGGCCACAGGCUGUGUCACUUAGGAGUGCUACUGGCCGACCCCACGCUGCACUGCGGGGCUGCCCGGGGGUCCACAGGGCAGUCCUCCUCUUCCUUGUUUCCCCGCCAGGCCCUGACUGGAGGCACGUUCUGGGCGGGGAGGAGGGCCAGGAUUGGAGUGUACUCUCUGGGCGGGCUGCCUGCUGCCUGGUCAGACCACACCUGCCCUUGGUUGUUUAGAAUUCAUCCCAGAAUCAGGGUUUGGCCUUGAGGGAGAAAGGGAAAGAAAGAAAAAAACUUCCCCAAGUGUCGAUUUCAUUAAACUACAUAAGCCAAGAGAGCAAGACUGGACAUGGGCGUAGGAGUCCUCAGGCCUAUAGGCUUAAACAAGCAAGGCUCACCCCAACCACAGGGCUGGCUUCCCUGGGUCUUUGCUUCUCUAGGGCAGUUAUGGGUUAUUUUCCCUUCUCAGCUAAAAAAAAAGAAGUUUGGUUUCCUCUGGUGACCUCAUUGUCUAGAACCGGAACCCCAUUAAUAGGCAAUGUGUUACGCCAUCAAGCCAGCCAAGCUUCUAAGGCUUCUCUUGGGAUACCUGUUUUAAAAGUGGAGUUCAUUCAUUUCCAAUUUCACAGGAAGCGAUCGCCAAAGGACUGAGAACCUGGGAGGGCCAAAAAGAAAAAAAAAAAAAGUUUUUUUCACAAGUGCAUCUAAAUUUAGGGGCAAUUUUAUGUAUCUGCAGUGAGAAUGUUUAGAACAUACUUCUUUUGUUGUUUUUGUUGAAGAAGCACCUUAUAUAGUAUAAUAUAUAUUUUUUUGAAAUCGCAGUGCUUGUUUAUCAGACAAUUGAAUGUAGUCAUUCUGUUCUGGAUUUAAUUUGACUGGGUUCACAUUCAAAACCAACGAAAAAUGUUUACUUUUUUUGUAUUACUACCUUGUCAUGUAUGCAGUCAUUAAUAACCAAGGCCUGGUGAUUAUUCAUUUAAAUGAAGAUCACAUUUCAUAUCAACUUUUAUAUCCACAGUAGACAAAAUAGCACUAAUCCAGAUGCCUAUUGUUGGAUAUUGAAUGAUAGACAAUCAUAUGUAGCAGAGAUUAUGCCUGAAAAGGAAAAUUAUUCAGGGCAGCUAAUUUUGCUUUACCAAAAUAUAAGUAGUAAUAUUUUUGGACAGUAGCUAAUGGGUCAGUGGGUUCUUUUUAAUGUUUAUACUUAGAUUUUCUUUUAAAAAAAUAAAAACAAACAAAAAAAAAUUCUAGGACUAUAGAUGAUGUAAUACCAGCUAAAUCCAAACAGUAAUCCAGUGGAGGGUUUACAUUAUUCAUCUAAGGUGUUUGUAUUCGUGUUAAGAUACUACUACAUUUGAAAUGGGCAGAGAACACCAGAUGGUUUGAUAGCCCGGGAGUUUCAGAUAAUUUUGGAAAUCUCUUUUUUAUUCUCAUUUGAAGUGCCACUAAUGGACAGCUGAUACUUUGCAGCUGAUGUUGCUCUUGGGUGUAGGGAAUAUGCUGUGUGUUUUUUCCCCCCACUCUGAGACAAUUUAAAGUUUGAAAGGCAUGGUCGAUCAGGGUUGGGGGGGUGGGUUGGGAUAGGGUGGGGAAAUGGGUUUAGGAAUUUGAAAAAUGGGGGGCUAGAGUCAUACGAGUCCUGAAAGUGUCUUGAGGCAGAUCGAUGCUGGCACCUGGAGUAAGCGCCAGGGUUUAGUCCUCCGAUUGUGCCCUAUUAACCACAAAUAACUAGCUGUAUCUGAUAGCCAUUCCUGUAAUGGCAGCUUGAGUUCUGGGGAAGAACCAGAGGCAGCCACAAUAUAGUCCAAGGAAGAGCUAGUGGUCUUUGUUUUCUGUAGCCAUUGCCCAGCUCCAGGCUUGCGGUAAUGAGUUCUGCAGUGCUGUCGUGCAACAAUCAGAGAGGCUAGUGCAUCCAAAGAGAAGACCCUACAUUGUAGGUUAGGAAAUCCAGCCCCAAAGGAAGUGUAGUCAUUGAUCAGAUUUCCCUAUUAACCUUGCAAGAAUGUUCAGCCAUGCCAUAUCCUGUGCCUUUGGCGGGGGCUGGACAAAUAAGGGACUUACUGCUAAUUUACUUUUGAUCCCAUCAAGAUGUUCUUGCAUUGAAAUCUCACACACUGAUAUGGCUAUUGACUUAGGCCAUUGGUUUAGACUACCCCUACGUGCAACCGAUUCCAAAUCACUUCCUAGCCACACUUCCUGACUCUGAGAUGGACUGUGAAUGCGGGGAGGGAUCCCUAGGACCACAGUAAUGUCUAAUAGUCACAGGCAGGUUUGCUUCAGGAAACUGGUUAUUCGAAAGGCAGAUAGAAUCGUACAGUAGCUCCUGAGACAACCGUGAUUCUCCUUGGUGCAAAAGCUUUGGGCAGGUGAUCCAGAAUACACUGCACGCUUCCUAGGUGAACUCCCUGCAAAGUUCUUCUCAACUGGAGCAAAGGAGUUUAACUGUGGUCCCAAAUAUCCACCUUUUCAUUAGUGUUAGUCCUCUGUUUCUAACUGCAUUUUCUUUCCAUUUGGAUUACAGUGAGCGUGGCCUCUUUUCUAAGUCACUUAAAAUUGGUUUUGAAGUAACUGCUGCCUCUAUUAUGGCACUUCAAUUUUGCACUGUCUUUCAGAUUCCAGAAAAAUUCUAUUCUUUUUUUUUUUUGCAUCCAAAUGUGCCUGAACUUUUUUAAUAUGUAAAUGCUGCCAUGUUCCAAACCCAUCUUCAGUGUGUUUUUAUAGAGCUGCGUACCCUGGAAAAGACAUACAGCCCCCAUAAGCAGGUGCCUGAGGCAUGGACCCCUUUGCAUUCACAGAGAGGUCAUUGGUCAUAGAGACUUGAAUUAAUAAGUGACAUUAUGCCAGUUUAUGUUUUCUCACAGCUUAUAAACAAAGCAUUUUGUGCACUACAUAUUCUUCAGUGUAGAGCUCUUGUUUUAUGGGGAAAGGCUCAAAUGCCAAAUUGUGUUUGAUGGAUUAAUAUGCCCUUUUGCCAAUGCAUACUAUUAUUGAUGUGAUUGUUUUGUUGCGGCUUCGCUUUAAUGAAACACACUUGUCAGCCUCUUUUGCACCUUAAAAAAAGUCAAGAAUCCAGUGGGAUGCUCAAGCACCUUAAACAAUUUUCUCUACCUAUUUGAUGUUCAAAUAAAAAAUUAAAUGAAA
Phacochoerus africanus (Common warthog) is the source of this 6082-nucleotide messenger RNA. RefSeq names its product estrogen receptor 1 (gene ESR1). Gene Ontology annotation, molecular function: nuclear estrogen receptor activity; zinc ion binding; DNA-binding transcription factor activity. Gene Ontology annotation, cellular component: nucleus. The coding region runs from base 3 to 1790 and encodes 595 amino acids. The record is from RefSeq and is a predicted model, not a curated record. Gene Ontology annotation, biological process: regulation of DNA-templated transcription; steroid hormone receptor signaling pathway. The transcript has 8 exons. Lineage: Eukaryota; Metazoa; Chordata; Mammalia; Artiodactyla; Suidae.